Hymenoscyphus albidus is the source of this 1505-nucleotide messenger RNA. NCBI's taxonomy places the organism in Eukaryota, Fungi, Ascomycota, Leotiomycetes, Helotiales, Helotiaceae. The record is from the annotation of a GenBank genome assembly.
AUGCUCUCAAUCCCCCUAUUUUCCUUUGCACUUGAUACUGGGGCUUUGUUUCUAACGUGAGCGAUAUGAUUCCCCAAUCUCCCCUUAUCUUUAUCUCUUUUCUUUUGAGAUGGAAAGGAACUAACAUCCCUCUUUUUCAGAUUCAUCGCUGGAGCUACUGUUCCCAUACUGACUGUCAAUACCGAGAAAUUGAAGCUCAAUCACUGGCACAACACACAAACCAACUUUCCACUUCACGAUGUCUACAAACUCUACCAUUUAUCGUAUGGAGCAUACAACUACAUCGACGACGCUCGCGCCAAAUUACACACACCUCAUGAUAAUCCAGAAUUUCAUGGUACGCUCUGCUCGCUGCCAAAGUGUUGUGGAUCAACUGACACUUUUGACAGAAGGGAAAAGGCUAGACGGGGAACUCACACCCGUCAGCAUUUUCAGUAAGUUUUUCUUCUUCCGUUCACAAGGGUCAAAUCUAAAUUCGAUAACAGCCAAGUUCGACAUGAGCAGAAUUAUCUCCGACAACUCCGCCAAGGCCAAUUUCCAGAACUCUGCAGCUGAUGGAUUCAAAAUUCCCAUUGACAUCCAGAACCACUUUACAAGAAACCAUCAUUUUGCUAAGAAUGCUGGACUGCUAUUGAUGCUCGUCUGGUUUCUUUGUGUUGUUUCAAAUUGGGUUGCAUAUUCCAUGUGGCGCAAGAACAAUCCACCCCCAAAAUGGCAUUGGCGUCGGAUGAUUUGUUUUUCAAUUGUAAGAACCUUGGAGUUACGACUCUCUUCCUUAACAUACCCAAACCAUAUGUUUUCCUUCCAAAACCAAGAGUAAUUUCAUUUGGACGACCUUGUUCUUUCGAUCGGUAGACGACGAAUUGCCAUAUCACCCCACUCUCGUUUUGUAAGAUUUAUACUAACUGAAUUUGUAGGGAAGUUUCGCCUGCAGUCUCAGCAUCGCAGCCAUAUUAUCAACUCUAGUGGAUCAAGGAGAGGCAGUUUUCAACAAGCAUCAGAGCACCGGUAUCUACGCAAAGGGAGACGGUCUUUCCUUGGCCUUGUUUUGGAUGUCUUUUCUCCUCACAGUCAUGUCCAUGACUUUGUGGUUUUUGUCAUGGAAGGCGUACCACGAUGCCAAAGAAGAGAUACGAGACAGUGUUCAACCACAACCACAUGAUAACGUCAAUCAUGUGGACGACGACAGAAUGAGAAAUAAUGGUCGUAUACCCUUUCUACAUGUCAAUGGUGGGGGUAUAGAAUUGCAUGAAAUGCCACCAAUUCCCGAAGAAAGCGAAUCGAUCAAUUCAGCAUCGAAUGAGGCCGUAUCACCACCAUCUGUGACUGUGCUCUCAACCUCGAGCGAGAGUUCCAAGGAUAGCCAGACUAAAGGGGAUAAAGCGAACGUGCCGCAACCGUCCGUGACUGUACGUCCAACCUCGAGCAAGAGUUCCAAGGACGGCAGCACUGUAGCAAGUGACAAGUCAAAGGAUGAUUCCGAACCCGGAGGUGUCCUCAUAUAG